Messenger RNA from Plasmodium cynomolgi strain B, 1380 nucleotides. RefSeq names its product actin. The record is from RefSeq and is a predicted model, not a curated record. Gene Ontology annotation, biological process: regulation of transcription by RNA polymerase II. NCBI's taxonomy places the organism in Eukaryota, Apicomplexa, Aconoidasida, Haemosporida, Plasmodiidae. The transcript is spliced from 2 exons. Gene Ontology annotation, molecular function: chromatin binding. Gene Ontology annotation, cellular component: NuA4 histone acetyltransferase complex; SWI/SNF complex. Bases 1 to 1380 code for a protein of 459 amino acids.
AUGUUUCAGAACAUACAAACCAUAAUUUUAGAUGUAAACGAUGGCGAGAUGCGGGCAGGGUACUCCGAAAUAAAAAGAGAUAAUGUGGAACUACUAUACGGCAUGAAAUACAUAUAUGACGAUAAUAAUAGCAGCAAGUACGACAUCAAUUUUGACGUAAUGGAAAAACUUCUGGAAGACAUCUCAGGGAGUAAAGCAUUGGAUGAUAAUUUUCAAGACCAUCCCAUUUUGUUAACAGAGCCAAACAAAACAGAUAGGCGGUAUCGAGAAAAUUUUACAGAAUUGAUGUUCGAAACGUAUAAUGUAUAUCAGUUAUUCCUCUCCAGAAGAAGUGUUUUGUCCUGUUAUGGAUGCGCAAGGACAUCUGGCCUAGUUCUCAACGUUGAACGAAAUUGCACCAACUUGUGUGGAAUACAAGAAGGGUAUAUCUUUCAAAAACACAUCGAAGAGGUUCCCAUAGGAGGAGACCUAAUCGAUCGAAUUUAUCUAGCCUAUCUAGAAAAUGUAAAAAAUAUUAAAAUAUAUCCCUACUUUACUAUUGAGAAAGGUCAAAGUGGUGAAAAAAAGAGCAACGAAAUUAGAAUUUUAAAAUGUCCCUUGGUUACAAAAUCGUAUUAUCUUUGGGGAUCUCUCCAUGUAGCUAGUCAUUUAAAAGAAAGCUUAGGUAAUGAAUGUCAUCCCAUGAUUGAUAAAAUUAAAAGAAAUGAAAACAAAAAUGAAUGUAACACCACUUAUAAAUUACCCGACGGUAGUAUUAUAGAUCAAAAUACAUGCGAAUCGUUAAGACUUAUUUUCCCAUACAUUUUUUUUAAAAAAAAAUACAACCAAAAUAGUAUAAGUAAAUUAACCGGAAUAACAACACUACAUAAUAUGGACUUUAACUCAUUUUAUGAUUCGCUAAGAACGUUAAAACUUCCAGUUUUAUACAAACAUAAUUACAGAAUUAAUGCCAGCACCUCCGUCGUAGAGAGAGUACCAGACAACCCAGCUGAUAAGAACUCCAACAUAUGCAACUCAGAUCAAAUUGAGACUUACUUUGAAAUAUUCGAUGGUCUACAAGAUUUUAUCAAAAAAGGAAUUUUAUCCUUUAUAUCUGCAAAUAUGAACUUAGAUGAAGUUCUUAACUUCCUGAUAGUAACUGGAGAAUCCACCAUGUUUCAUAACUUUGUUGGAAUUUUAAAAUCGUACCUACCUUUUAUAGAUACAAUAAAAGAGAAGAGCACACAAAUUAUCUACAGUAAAGGGGCCGAUCGGAAGUGCAACUGCUUUAUAGGUGCUUCCAUUUUGUCCUCCCUGGGCACGUUUCCGCAGUUCUGUAUGACCAAAAGUGAGUACGAGGAGUAUGGCGUGAAAAAUAUUGUCGAUAAGAAGUGUGUAUGA